AAUAUAAAUAGGGUUAGAGCCCUAUAUUUGCGCAAGUUUUACUCAGGGUUAUAAACAUUGUCUGGUGUCACUAUAGCUCACUUGUUAUUUUGGAAAGUGGUUAAGUUUGAGAACAUGCUGCUGUCGAGGUUGACCAGAUCGCAUACAUAUCUACAAAUAUGUUUAUCUAAUUCCCGGUUCUUUGGAAAUGGGACGAAGCCUUUAUGGCAGGAAAGCUCUUCAUUACCUCAGGCACGAUUCUUCCCUCUAACUGAAGGAGUGAUGCUUCCACCUGGGACUUUUAAAAACAAAGUGGCCUUCAUCACAGGAGGAGGUACAGGACUGGGUAAAGGCAUGACCGCUGUUCUGUCUGCCCUCGGGGCCCAGUGUGUUAUAGCCAGCAGAAAACUGGAUGUUCUGCAAGAGACUGCUGAGGAAAUCUCACAUCAGACUGGUAAUAAGGUUCAUGCAGUGCAGUGUGAUGUGAGGGACCCGGCCUCUGUAAAGGCUGCUGUAGACAAGCUGGUCACAGAUGUUGGACUUCCUGAUGUGGUGAUAAACAACGCUGCUGGAAAUUUCAUUUCUCCUUUUGAAAAGCUCUCAGCCAACGCAUGGAGAACCAUAACAGACAUAGUUCUGAAUGGCACUGCCUACAUCACCCUGGACAUUGGCAAACGUCUAAUCAAAGCUGAGAAAGGUGCUGCAUUUCUGGCCAUCACCACCAUCUACGCUGAGAGUGGAUCUGGAUUUGUUGUGCCCAGUGCGUCUGCUAAAGCAGGAGUGGAGGCACUGUGCAAAUCUCUGGCGGCAGAGUGGGGAAAAUAUGGCAUGAGGUUCAACGUUAUUCAGCCAGGGCCAAUCAAAACCAAGGGUGCUUUCAGCCGCAUGGACCCUACAGGCAAGUUUGAGACGUCCAUGAUUGAGAGGAUACCAGUGGGUCGGCUUGGAACACCGGGGGAGCUUGCCAAUCUGGCUGCCUACCUCUGUAGCGACUAUGCCAGCUGGGUGUCUGGUGCGAUCAUCAGAUUGGAUGGUGGUGAAUAUGUGUUUAUGGCUGGGGAAUUCAAUCCACUGAGCAAGGUCACUCAAGAGCAGUGGACUGUGAUGGAGGCCAUGAUCAGAAACACAAAGGGCUCUUAAUAACUGACCACUGUUGCAAGAUGACCCACUUCACAGCUAACAGCACUGGGAUUCAUAUAAUCCAUCAAGAGCAGCAAAUCCUUACAAUAAUGCUAAAGCUAGAAUAUGAUCCAUAGGAUACACACACAGCUGUUUAUGGACACAUUGUGGAAAUAAAGAAAUGAAAUCAG
This is a messenger RNA of Hemibagrus wyckioides, 1289 nucleotides long. RefSeq names its product 2,4-dienoyl CoA reductase 1, mitochondrial (gene decr1). The transcript is spliced from 10 exons. Gene Ontology annotation, molecular function: 2,4-dienoyl-CoA reductase (NADPH) activity. Gene Ontology annotation, biological process: fatty acid beta-oxidation. The record is from RefSeq and is a predicted model, not a curated record. Gene Ontology annotation, cellular component: mitochondrion. The coding region runs from base 115 to 1119 and encodes 334 amino acids. NCBI's taxonomy places the organism in Eukaryota, Metazoa, Chordata, Actinopteri, Siluriformes, Bagridae.